This is a messenger RNA of Lodderomyces elongisporus, 2118 nucleotides long. RefSeq lists its product as uncharacterized. The record is from RefSeq and is a predicted model, not a curated record. The transcript is spliced from 2 exons. Bases 1 to 2118 code for a protein of 705 amino acids. Lineage: Eukaryota; Fungi; Ascomycota; Pichiomycetes; Serinales; Debaryomycetaceae.
AUGCAACGAAAGAGCCAAUCUAGGGGAAAGUUGCACGAAAAGAAUGGGUCUUCACGGCUCUCGCAGCUACGACUUUCCAACAUUGCUCUGCAACCCUCAGCAGAGCCACAGCCUAUGCUUCGGAAAAGAGCCGGCACUAGAUCAUCCAAUAUAAUCAAGGGCCGAGAAGAUGACACCAAAAAGAAACUAAAGUCGGACAAUAGUUCAGCAACUAGAGAAAUGGAAUCCGAGUCGCAGACUUCAUCACACGAAGAUUCAAGCGCCACGGCAGCCGAGUUAUCCGCAUUAUUUUUGGAUACAAGACAUAUCUUGCAAGCCGACUUUAAUGUUGUCAAUGCCCUACCCAGUAAAGACAUCCCUGCUAACAACUCAAAUAACCAAACAUUGGUACGCAGAAUCUCAAGAAGCACAAUUACAAGAGCGGAAAAAGUGAAAUUUAUGAUUGGUGCCAAAUAUCUUUACAUGCAACGAAUCAACGAGUGGUCCGAAGCCAAUGGCUCAAAUAACCAACACGUGGGAGUAGAAGGCGUAUAUAAUCCCUUACAGAUUCUUCGAAACAGGAAAAUACGUGCAAAAUACAAUGAGUACCCAAAACCGUUAUAUGCCAAAACCAUCCCCCUAGCAUGCAAUGUUUUUAGUCGGCAUAAUGAUCCUGCCCAAUAUCAGCAGCAGCAGCAGCAGCACCAUACGCACCGUCUACAUCACCAUCAUCACCAUCAUCAUCAUCGCAGAGAAUGGAGAAUGGUGUGGGCAAUAGAAUUGCAAGAGCUUAUUGGUGACUCUAGGUGGAGGGUAACACAUUGGCACGAAUUGAAAGACCCACAUGGAAAAUUAUGGUUUCCACCAAAGUACGACUCUACAGACGAUGAGCAGCAGCAGCAACAACAACAACAACAACUGUUGACCAAAAAGAAUAAAAAACACAGGUUCAGACAAAGGUUACAUGAUAAAUUGUUUGAAACGUCCGAUGAAGAUGAAUCACAUCACAACCGUAGCACUAGGACCCAGGAUUUGACUGCUUCUGAGAGUCGCAAUGAACUGCCGAGAAGAUUCUCACAUGAACAACCGCUUGCAUCAGAUGGUGAGAUAAAUAAUCUAACAAUUACAAGGUCGAGAUCACCACCAAAACGAGGUUUGCGUUCGAGGGUGAAAAAAUUUUACCAAGGCGAGUCCUCAUCAUCAACGAAUUUGUUGAGCCAUUUUAAAAGUAAAGACGAUAGUGCUCAUGACAUGGACUCAGCGCAAUUGGCAGAGGCAACCAUACAUACACCGACACCAGAUGCUGAGGAUAUUGCAGCUGCAUCUGUAGACGAUUUACAGCAGGAGGAUUCGACAACCAUACCCGUGAAUAGAAUGGUUGCUCCCGAAAUUCGAAUUGAAGAAUCUUCACCCGACCCUAAUGUAUUCCAUGUACAAGACGUCCAGUUCCAACCUUCUCGUAAAGGAGAUGUCGAGAACCAAGAUGAUUCCAUUUCUACCGCCGUGCCUCAAUCUCUAGCAAAUAAUAGCUCUGAAGAUUUAAACAACUACACUGAAAUUCAAGACCAGCAAGAACAGGAGCUCGCAAAGCUUUACAAUUACUUGACGUUUUUUGGCCAAUGCUGCACCAACAGAACAGAGUACUUAUUAACUGUAUAUCCUGCAUACUUACAACGACUUCAUGACCAAAUAAACACCUUAACAUCAGACUCGAUACAGACUCUACUAGAGCAAAUGGCUAGUAUUAAUGAUGAUGAUUUACCUGCUUACGAGAACCUAUACAUGGGUUUCUUGGAGGAAACCAAAUCUAUCUUGCACAUGGCUAAUGAAAAUCACUCGAUUAGAAUUGAUACUUUAUUAAGUACAAGUGACCGAUGUAUAUCAGAGAUCAAUGCAUCUUUAUCGCUAGACCUAAGGAAAACGUGCGAAAGGUUAGAAGCAUUAGAUGGCUCCUUGUUUAAUCGAAGAAUGAAAACAGAUAUCAUUCACGGGGAAGCUAAUGUCAACAAAUUCUUGUACCUCGUCCUUGAAAAUUUAAUUGUCAUUUUGUUGAAAUUUGUGUGGAUAGUAGUGAACAUUUAUAAAGGGUCUGCAUUUUUUUUCCGCCAAAUCUGGAGAGCAAUUCGAUUAUUUAUAUAG